AUGGGGGACACGACACGCUCCAGAGUCCGCUGCACUUCAGAUUAUGGAACAGCCUCUACAUCUGAUGAGCUGAGGAUUGUGCUGGUGGGUAAGACUGCAGCAGGAAAGAGUGCAACAGGAAACACCAUCCUGGGGAAAGAGGCGUUUAAAGCAGGAUUCUCCCCAAACACAAUAACAAACACCUGUGAGAAACAGGCUGCAGAGUAUGGAGGCAGAAGAAUUUUUGUGAUUGACACCCCAGGAAUCUUCGACACAUCACUGACUGAAGAGAAGGUGAAAAGUGAAAUGGAGAGAUGUGUCCAGUUAUCUGUCCCAGGACCACAUGUGUUUCUGCUGGUCAUCAGGCUGGGGAGAUACACACAGGAGGAGAGGAAUGCAGUGGAGUGGAUCCAGAAGAAUUUUGGAAAGGAAGCUGAUAAGUACACAAUGCUGCUGUUUACAGGAGGAGACCAGCUGGAACAACCAAUGAAAGAGUUUCUCUGUCAAAGCAAGGAGCUUCAGAGCUUGAAAUGCAAAUUUGAACACCUUGUCUUCAAUAAUAAAGAGAAGAACACCACUCAGGUUUCAGAGCUGUUGAAUAAGAUAGAUGUAAUAGUGGAGAGGAAUGGAGGACAAUAUUACACUAAUGAGAUGUACAAGGAAGCUCAGAGGAAGAUCAUAGAAGAGGAGAGAAAUAGACAUGAGGACAAGAGACAGACCAAGGAAGAGAAGGAGAAGGAGAUAGAAAAAAGGAAGCAUGAAGCUCAGAGAGAGUCCACAGAAGAAGAGGAGGAGAUAAAUAGGCAGGAGGAGAGGAGAGGGAGUAGAAAACAGGGCCAGAUGGAGGGUAUCGGAGAGAUGAUGAAAAAUUUGAGCAAGUGGUAG
Messenger RNA from Megalops cyprinoides (Indo-Pacific tarpon), 864 nucleotides. Its product is annotated as GTPase IMAP family member 7-like. The record is from RefSeq and is a predicted model, not a curated record. Bases 1 to 864 code for a protein of 287 amino acids. NCBI's taxonomy places the organism in Eukaryota, Metazoa, Chordata, Actinopteri, Elopiformes, Megalopidae. Gene Ontology annotation, molecular function: GTP binding. The transcript is spliced from 4 exons.